Molecule: messenger RNA, 2651 nt
Organism: Larimichthys crocea (large yellow croaker)
Lineage: Eukaryota; Metazoa; Chordata; Actinopteri; Sciaenidae
Gene: ggt5a
Product: gamma-glutamyltransferase 5a
Exons: 12
Coding region: 238-2049 (603 amino acids)
Biological process (GO): glutathione catabolic process; inflammatory response; leukotriene D4 biosynthetic process
Cellular component (GO): plasma membrane
Molecular function (GO): glutathione gamma-glutamate hydrolase; leukotriene-C(4) hydrolase activity
Source: RefSeq, a predicted model, not a curated record
UAAAUACUUUACAUGUGGCUCUAAUCCUCCGUAUCAGUGGCUCAACGGUUGCUCCACAGCUUGUUAUCUUUGCGGUCGAGGCGGAGGAGGGAAGGUGGAGCCAGGCUGUGCGGUGCGCCUCCCUCCUGAUGGGGGAAAGUACAGACUCCCGGUAACAGAAGAGAUGAACUGUGAAACUCUGAUGAAACUUCAAUAAAUCCGCGCGGAGCUGCUUGGAUAAAAAAACAAAAACAAACCAUGGCGCGGUCCAAGGCGCGGGUGUACACUUGUUGCGCGCUGAUGCUGCUGUGCGUGAUUGCGGUGAUUGUGAUUAUUUGUGUACUUGUGAGGCGCAAGUCCUCACAUGUACUGUGUCCUAAUGACACUUUCUCCAGCGCUGCGGUGGCUGCAGACACGAAGACGUGUUCAGAGAUCGGACGGGACAUCCUCCGGAGAGGAGGCACGGCGGUAGAUGGCGCCAUCGCCGCGCUGCUGUGCACCUCCGUGAUGAACCCGCAGAGUAUGGGCAUCGGAGGGGGGUCCAUCUUCACCGUGAUGGACAGCUCAGGUAAGGUGAAGAUCAUCAACUCCAGAGAGACGGUGCCGAAGAACGUGAAGUCCAACCUGCUGCAGUCCUGCCCCAAAACGUUCCAGCUCAUAUCAGGUCCUCAGUGGAUCGGGGUUCCAGGUGAGAUUCGUGGUUACGAAGAGGCCCACAGGCUGUACGGGAAGCUGCCGUGGUCCGACCUCUUUGAUCCGACCAUCAGGCUGGCCAGAGACGGAUUCCCCAUCCCCAAGAUCCUCGGCCGAUACAUCGCGCACCUGGACACCAACCAGACGCAGUCACUGAAGAAGCUGUAUUCAGACGAGGACGGGAACCUGCUGAAGACCGGCGACUUUGUGAAGUUGGAGAAACUGGCCAACACUUUGAAGACCAUCGCGACUCGCGGGGCCGACGCCUUCUACACGGGAAGGAUAGCAGAGGAUUUGAUCUCUGACAUACAGGAGGCAGGAGGAACGCUCACGGCGCAGGACUUGGCCGGGUAUCGAGUAACGGUGACGGACGCGUGGAAAGUUCCUCUGGGAGAGUAUCAGAUGUUCAUACCUCCACCUCCCGCUGGAGGCAUCCUCCUCAGCCUCAUCCUCAACAUCAUGAAAGGAUAUGACCUGAAGCCAGCAGCUCUGAGCGCUGAGCAGAAGACGCUCACCUAUCAUCACUACGUCGAAGCUUUUAAGUUCGCCAACGGACUGAAGAAACACAUCCGCGACCCAAAGUUCAGCUCGGAAGACGUGAAGAAGUUCACAGAGGAAAGUUUCGCUAACUACAUCCGGAGUUUGAUCAAAAACGACCAGACUCACAAUCCGCAGUAUUACAACAUGACCCCGUAUGUGGACGCCAUGGGCACCACACACGUGUCCGUGCUGGAUCAGUACGGAUCUGCCGUGUCCGUAACCAGCACCAUCAACCACAUAUUUGGCUCGAAGGUCUUUUCUCCGAACACUGGAGUCAUCCUCAACAACGAGCUGUCAGACUUCUGCGGGAAAGCCGAUAACAUCUUUCCUGGGGAGCAGCCUCCGUCCUCGAUGGCGCCCACUGUGCUGAAGUCUCCGUCUAAGACGUUGGUGAUUGGAGGGUCUGGUGGCGGCAGGAUCACGACUGGGAUCGCCUCGGUGCGUCUCCAGGGCAAUCACGCUAAGUGCCAUUUAGAUAAAUUGCAGCAGACUAAUGCCCCUCGCUGUUGUCAUAGUGAGCGAUGCUGUGCUCGCAAUCAUCACUUCCUCAUCAGGAAGAUUGUUGUGUUUCUCUUGCAGGCACUCAUGAACCACCUCUGGUUCGGAAAGAGUCUCAAGGAGGCGAUCGCUGCUCCGGUUGUUUUUGUCACGUCUGAUAACGCUGCACAGUUUGAGUCUGAAUUUGAUCAGGAUGUCAUCCAGGCUCUGAAAGAUCUCGGGCACAAACAAAUACCCCAAUCAGCGUUCUACAGCGUGGUCAACGCCGUGGAGGAGGUGGACGGUUGCAUCUGCGCCGUGUCCGACGCCAGGAAACACGGCGAAGCAGCCGGUUACUGACACCUUUCCCAGAAAAAUCAGACCAUACCCGACUCCACAUGCCACCCAGCUCCUGGCUCGCCUGGUCUUCAAUCAACCCGAAAGGUCACGUUCCUCAUGGAGCUCCUCUGUCGACCUGCAGCAGCCACAUUAAAUUCAAAUCUCUAACGCUGACUGCAAAGCAGUCUCCGGUUCUUGAACGUCCUCACACAGACAGAUGUUACCUCCUCCUGGCUCUGCCACCCGUACGCUCAGGACAGUCCAAACUUUUCUCGUCUGUUGUUCCCCGUUGGUGAAACGUCCUACCAGCUCCACCAGAUCAGGGGGAAGCAGAUUCCCUGCAAGAAUUGUGUCAAUUGUACUUUUAUUUCUUUCAAGGGAACUUGUUACAAAUUGGUUAAACCUGUUGCCAGAAUACAUUUUAUAUAAACACAUGGAUGUUGUAAGCAGUGCUCAAAAUGGACUAAAGACAACAGUUAGUUCAGACCAAGUAAUCGGAGUGCCAAUAUAGAGAAUAACAGCACUGAAGCUGUCACUGGAGUAUCACUGCACUUAACAACUGUUCUAAUAUUAACGUUACAUUAGGGCAGGGGUCCCCAAACUUUUUUUCGGUGCGGGCCACA